AUGGUCCUGCUAUACGUCUACACCACUCUGCCCCUCAAUUCCAUUGUCAGGGUUAUCCACCCUCAUCAGCCAGCCACAAAUAUCGGCAUUGACAGUGCCAACAAGAAGCUCAAGGCCUUACUCUACAAAGAGCCACGAUGGCUUCGUCCGCGCAACGAAAGGGACAUGGGCCGGCGUGUUGCUCAGCUUUCCAACUCCCUGACGAGACUAAAGUUGGCGGAAAUUGCCACUUCCGAUGCCUCGUCUUUGCCAUCCGACGGCACCUCGCGUUACUCGUUCAGCCCAGCUCGUGUCAAGGAGAAAGAAAUCGAGAGCUCGGAGCCGGCUGAUCGGCUUCCAUUCGACGCUCCCGCGGCUUUCAGUCCUGAGCAUGACCGCUUCGAAGGUCCACGCCUCCUUCCGAAUGACGUUGACACAUCAAGAGUCUCGCCUGGACUGGAGGUUGCCACUGACACAUUUGCCGAGGAGAUGGAAGACUCUGACGUAUUCUCCUCGUUUCUCCGGCGCACUACCAGCCUUUCUGCCUCGAGUGGCACAGGCUCGUUUCGACAUAUACUCUCCGGUUAUUCCGGUUCCUAUAUCCAAACAGUUGAGAGACUUGUCAAGGGGUUCGGUGCUCUGCGCAACAAUCGGUCCGGUAUGCAGGAGGAAGUGGAGGCACUAUUAACCCGGCUUGACAACGACGAUGCUCCCCGCGCGUUCGACAGCAAGCACUAUCCUCUGCCGGGCGACUUUCUCUUUCUCGACCGGGAUCUUUUCACCCCGCGGCAAUUGUGUUUGGUUCCAACGGGUGACCAUGACUCCAGGAGAUGUUUGUGCUUCAACCAGUUCGACGAUUAUUCCUCGCCAUGGGUUACUACCGAGGGAAUAACUCCCACAGGUCGCCGACUCCUCGAUGCCGGCGGACCUACCAAUUUGGAAGUAUUCAAUAGCGAUUCUGCUGGAAACACAGCACUGCACUUUCUUGCCGCUCGCGGUUCACUCACAUUGCUGCUGCGCGUCGUUGAGAGUGGUAGAUAUGCUCCCAUUCUCAAUGCGAGAAACACAGGCGGCCAGACAUUUUUGCACGUCCUCAACCAGGAUGAUAUUCAAGGCCAUCUUGUCUUUCAACUUCUCCGCGCAAUCGUUGCCCAGGGUUUCGAUAUCUGUGCUCGAGAUAUCUACGGGCGAAGUUGCUUUCACAUCCUACACAUAGCAGAGCUACCCCUGGACCGCAGUGAAAUCCGGAGGCUCAUCGCACGCGACGCUUUUGGUGUCAGGCAUACAAUCCAGCAUUGGCUGGUUGACAUCGAAACCCAAUCGGUGGACAGAAGUGGGACUUCAUCCGAGGCAAUGCUCAGCUUUGAUCCUGCAAUCAUGGCAGAGGCCCAGUUGCUAGAACAUAUCAGGCUGGCUGUGGACGAUCCAUUUUUGGAAUUUAAAAACGGGGGCAAUGGUCUUCAUUCCGUGGCCAUGGCGACUUUGAGCCCCGGCAGCCUGGUUCGGAAAUACGGUCUUGACCUGCCCGAGGAGGAAUGGCCAGACCGGAGACGACGAAUAGGGCAGCAUGCCGGCUCUGGCGGUACAGACCUAAGGUUUCGCCACUCCCUUGCGCAAAGCCUCCUUGACGCGGGCCUCGACCCUAACCAUUAUGACCUGAACGGCAACACGCCGCUUAUGCUGUUUGCUGCAAAUCUACCCGAGGACGAAGAUUAUGAGACGGGCCCCAAAAUCCUGGACAAGCUUGUCCAGCGUGGCGCGAAGGUUGACGCAAGAAAUCGGUCGGGCGAGACAGCUCUGCAUAUUGCUGUCCGCUUCGGCCGAAAGUUGGCUGUCAGGGAGUUAGUAAAGCACGGGGCCAACGUAUAUGCCAAGGAAGCUGAGGGCAGAAGCGUGCUUGAUGUGGCGGACAUCAAGAUGGUUAGCUCCGGGGGCAAUCCGCGCGACUACGCACAAUACGAGGCGUGCCGGGCGUGGCUAAGCAGCGACAAGGUGCUUGCUGUGCAAAAUCCAACUAUUAUUGACGAAUGGGGACGACGGUAA
This is a messenger RNA of Hirsutella rhossiliensis, 2022 nucleotides long. RefSeq names its product ankyrin repeats (many copies) domain-containing protein. Gene Ontology annotation, molecular function: protein binding. The transcript is spliced from 2 exons. Lineage: Eukaryota; Fungi; Ascomycota; Sordariomycetes; Hypocreales; Ophiocordycipitaceae. The record is from RefSeq and is a predicted model, not a curated record. The coding region runs from base 1 to 2022 and encodes 673 amino acids.